Molecule: messenger RNA, 2448 nt
Organism: Suillus clintonianus
Lineage: Eukaryota; Fungi; Basidiomycota; Agaricomycetes; Boletales; Suillaceae
Product: WD40-repeat-containing domain protein
Exons: 6
Coding region: 336-2348 (670 amino acids)
Molecular function (GO): protein binding
Source: RefSeq, a predicted model, not a curated record
GGGAUUGAAAAUCUGAAGUGGGUUCAUGGGGGAUAGAAUAGCGGAUUCUGUGGAUUGUAUGCCAUGCAGAGCGGGGUACGACGGAUAGAGGAUAUGAUGAGUGGUUCGUGCCCCAGCGCUUGUUUGCGACAGCAAAACGGACCGAAAAAUAUAGUGUGCCGUCACGGCUGAAGCAGUGCUUUGGCACGACCCUAGCGCCUACACGAGGCGAUGUCCUUCUUCAUGGAAUAAGCUGCAUGCUGUAGACGCAUUGCAGCAGCCACGCACCUUGACCAAAACCUUUGCUUCAGAAAUAGGCAUAACAGACGAGGAACUCAGUGGGAGAAGAAUUGAGAAUGAAGGAUGCCAAACACUUACCUGGAUCACAUCGAGAGCCUGUCAAGACGUUUCAGGGUCAUGAUAGUAACAUCGUUUCAAUCGCAACUUUUCCGGAUGGCAAGAGAAUAGCGACUGGGUCCUACGACAACACAAUACGCAUAUGGAGCCUUGAGGACGGCAAGGAGAUGAUGAAGUGGGUGGUGAAGCAGAUGCUCGGCGCAUUUGUAGUCUUGGGAAACGGGAAACAGGUUGUAAGUGCUGAGGGAGAGGAUCCAAGAAGCGAUCCUAAAAAAGGUUUUCAAGAAGACGAUUUUGAUAAUGUGGCGUAUUGGGGGUUAUGGGUACGUGAUGUUGAGAGCGGGAGGAUCGUCGCAGGUCCCUUGGAAGGUCACACCAACGCUGUGUUUACUUUGGACAUUUCCCCUGACGGCAAGAUGUUGGCCAGCGGGUCAUUCGAUCGCACAGUGAUUUUAUGGGACACGACCACCUGGCAGAGGAAAGGUCAUCCUCUUGCGUGCGGAUCACCCAUCUAUUGCGUCCGAUUUUCUCCGACCGGUCAACUCGGCGUUGCUACGAUGGAAGAUAUCCAAAUAUGGGACUUGAAACGAAGAAAACGUCUUGCUCAAUUCAACGGCCACCGCGACUUUCACAAUGCAGCGAACACCUCGCUCACCUGGACUCAUGGUGGCACACAUCUCUUCUCAGCUGGUAGUGGCAAUGAUCCUGUCAUCCGCUGUUGGGUCCCAUCCACCUCGAAACAGGCUGGUGAUCCUUGGACUGGCCAUGACGAAAAUAAACACAUCUUCCACAUCGUCUUGAACCCAGCUGGCACCCUUCUUGCAUCAGCAUCUGACGACCACACUGUUCGAUUGUGGCAAUUCCCCACAGGCACAGAAGUCGCCCGAUUUGAGCACUCACAUCAGGUGUUUCGUGUUGCAUUCUCGGUGGAUGGACGCUCCAUAUUCAGUGGCGGCCAUGACAUGAAAAUCUCUCAAUGGGAGAUACCUAGGGAUGUGCUCGCAGCAGUAGAAAGUGUUUCUCUGGCCAGCGCGAAGAACAAGUCUGAAACUCAGCCCAACUCCCUAUCUUCAUACCUUGACGCUGAUGCUACCGGGGGCGAUGGCAUGAAUGAUAAUCCAUACAACAACUUCUUCCAGUCUUCGAAUCAAUCUCUUCCAUCGGCAUCCCCUGGCUCCCAUCUCCCCCACCUAUUUUCAGCUCGCCGCUUCUUCAAGGUCUUCUCUCGCCCUCACCCACCGGCAGACGAGUCUGUUCCAAAAGAACGCUCGAAGCGCAAGUUCUUCGCUCGUCGUGCUCGCUCAAACGCAUCCCUGGAGCUCGCAACCAUGGCAGGCAAUCCACCAGCACAAGAAGGGAAAGUGGGAGAAGGCAGUGGCGAGCAAGGUGACAAUGAUUGCGGUUCCGCGAAUGAUCCGCCCAGCGCCAGAAAUAAUGAAAGCGGACAGCGAGACGAGACUCCCACCGACACGCAGAGCCCACUGUCUCAUGCACUCACUCCCCCUGCCGACCUCCAUAGCAAAUAUCAUCGAAACCUUUGGGAAUGGGUAAUACAGGCACGAGGAAACAAUGCUAUAUCCAGUUCCCUGGAUUUCAGUACUCGGCCUUCAAAUGCACCCAAACCAAUACCCCGCCAGCCUUGGCACCGGAAUUCCAAUUUAUUUCCCGCAAGAUCUUCUAGACGUCCCGUUGAUGUGGCCGCUUGCCGCGACGAAGAUGUGAGCAGCUUGUCAUUGCUGCUCUUUCAUAUCAUUAAAAUCACUGUGCAGAGAUACGGCAUUGUCCCUGAAUCUGACGCGGAAGCGGCUGCAGCUAUGCUACGGACAAGCGACAAUGAGGUCGACAGUCCCAUGCAACCAGGUCGACCUGCAGUGGGGGCGCAAGUGUCUCACGGACGGCCCACACAAACACAAGCCUUGACCAGCAGGCCAGAGGGAGACGUCUAUGAAGGAGUAAGCUGCUGCGGAAUUUUCUUAGGCUAUCGUCGUCGUUCCAACUCACUUCAGCCAUGAUGUCAUUUUCUGAGACACUCUUUGUCACACAAUCAAUUUCUUUUGUUUGCAUAGUAGAUGAACCAUAUCAUACCCAGCUCUGCACCGUCCGAUGUACACG